Rubroshorea leprosula is the source of this 693-nucleotide messenger RNA. Lineage: Eukaryota; Viridiplantae; Streptophyta; Magnoliopsida; Malvales; Dipterocarpaceae. The record is from the annotation of a GenBank genome assembly.
AAACCAAAAAACUCUGUUCCUCUUUCCACUUUUCUCUCAAUUGAUUUUGCCGGAAGAACUGACGGCAAAAGCAUGACCAGCUUCUCCUCCGCCGUCGCUCACAAGAAGGAGCUAGUAGAGUGGCAGGUCAACCCUCCCACCGGUUUCAAACGCCAAGUCACUGAUAAUCUUCAGAGCGGCAAAGAGUAUAUUGUGCAAGUCUGCGGCGACAACUCGGUGGCCGAGUUGAGGUGCAGAAUCUGUAAACUCACUAAUGUUUUGAGCAAGCGACAGAACCUUCUCUACCCCAAAAUCGAAAACAAGCUCUCUGAUGACUCCAUCUUGCUCUCUUCUAUCCCUCUGAAGCCCUCUCUCAAGAUGACCAUGAUUGGGUACUUCUCUUCCUCACCACUCCCUCUCGAUUUCAUAUGCUCGAUUUCUACCAACUUCAAGUUGAUUUCCCCGAGAAUUACUGGAUAGAAUCUCCCCAGGUUGGAAGAAACCUAGAAGUAAGAGUGAAUCUAGAAGGGGGGUUGUUCUGCAUCGACAAAGAGAGAGACAAUGUUGCCAUGUCAUCAAUUGGGUGAGAUGUAUUGUCCACAUAAGCUUGUAAAAAUUAAAAAAGAUAAUUGGAGGAGACUUAACUUGCCAUGUGUGCAAUUCCGUGAUGGAAGGAUCGUCUGGGUUCUGGAAAAAUAAAGUUUAAGGAUGAUU